GCUCUGUGCACAAGCCACGAGGCACCGAAGUGGGCAUCUUCAAGUGGUGGGCAAUGCUUUAGCCCAUAAAACGGAAAGAUGACUGGUACACUAAAAGAAGGCUCCAAUAAUGAUAUUUUAAUUAUAAUACAAGAGAAAACAAGGAAACAGCUUUUGUGUAUCUAAUUGGAAACCACUAAAUCUGCUAAUUGCUUUUGCAAAACAUGUAUAAUCAUAGCGAACAUUCAUACUUCAGAUUUGAAUGAGUAUUACUAGACACCAAGCAUUAUGGUAAAUGAAAAUUGAAAAAACUAGAAGAUUUUUUAUGUUUGUAUCAAUGCAAAGAUGUUUUUGGAAGGCAUCAGAGAAGCUUUGCAAGUCCUGCAACAGUACAAUACCCAGAAAUUUUGAGGAAUUGCUUCAAACUCCAACCAGAGUUCUUGUUAUUUUUCACAAGGACUAUUAGAAGAUGUGCAAAAAAACAGUUCUGCCUUUGAAAAUAUCAGUACGGUUGACAAGGAAGUGUCCAGCUAGAGUAUAUUUUUAGUUAUUUUAGAUAUCUAACAAUGGGACGUAGUGGGGGCCAUCUUCUCUGCGUAUCUGUUGUGUAUUAAAGAAAAGGUAAAAGAGGAUUAUGUUCAAAAGAUCAGACUAUAUUUUUCAAUUCCUAAUUUAUAAUUAUGCUAAUUUCCCUCAAGGCCUCAAUAAAUAUAAUCUAUCUGAGCCUCAAGUCCUUUAUGAUGCAAAGGGAACUUAUACAAUUGUUUGAACAUACCGUCAAAGAAAAGCAGCAAAACAUAAAAAACAUCAAUUUGCAAAAGGCAAAGGCUAUAGCAUUGAGUAAUCUGGAAAGGAAUAAAUUCCAAAGAGCGUGUAGAAAGGGAGAUGAUGGUGGAGUAGUCAUAAAGCUACAGAUCACUGCUCCUCUUAAAAAAGGACAAGCAAGAACACAUGGCCUCAAAUUAUAAAACAUAUUCAAACCUUUUUGUCACAAUAUCAAGGAUCAAAUUCAGAAUUUCUGAGCAUUUUCAGUUUGGCUUUCAUCAGGAAACACAUUUACCAAUCGCUGAAACAUCUCAAUCGUCUUAAUGGAAAGCACAUCAUCUAAGACAGAUGUUUUAAAGCCUGUAAUCCUCAAAGCAGGUGUUCCUUUAGCUGUAUCUUUCGCUGGGUUCAUCUACGCCUGGAUCCUGUCAAAGAAAAGCCUAUCUAAGGCCUUUUCUUCAUCAGGAACUAGAGUAAAUUCCUCAGAAACUGAUUCUCAGCAAGGGAUUACACGUGAAGAAAGUUAUCAUAGCCUUGCUUCUAUGGAAGAAGAAGUUCCUACACCUAAAGAUACCAGAGUUCUUACAGGAACCUCCGUUCUUCAUGACUACCCGUGUUUCGAACAAGAGAUUAAUGGCCUACGAAGCCGGGUUGAAGAUCUGCAAUUGAGGGAGUUGGUGUUACGGUUGCACUUUAACCAUUUCUGUGAUUUGAAAGAGAAAGAGUCUCUGCUUAUGGAAAUCCGAAAUUUGCUGUCCCUGGAGAGUGCUCGCGUUGAUUUCUAUGAUAAGGAAAUUUCGUCAAUGGAGGCAGAGAACAAGAGGUUGGAGACAUUCGUUGUCCAAUAUCUGGACAUCAUUGAACAGCUUGAGCAGUGGAAAUCAGAGAAUAGAUUGCUUCGGAGGAAGGUUAAGAAGCUAGUGAGAAAAUCAGAAGCACAAUCUCGCCUCGGUCACGAGCAAACUUUGAUUAUCAAGGCCCAAGAAAAAGAAAUAAUCAGAAUCCGCGAUGCGCUGCGGACAAAAAUCAAUGUUAUCAAUAAAUCGGAGGAUGAAAUCAACGAGAUGCAAAGGAUUUUGUACGAGUUGCAGGACGAAAAGAAUGAACUUCUAGCGAAGCUUGAAACACCGAAGGAAUCAUCCGCGUCCAAGGUCAUUGAAAGCGUUUGCCAUUGGCAGAUUGAAGCAGAAAAUCCAAAUGAGCAAGAGUACAAGCAGCUUCUGAAAGAGUUGGAACAGCAGAAGAAGGAAAGAGCAGGUGAAGUGAAAGAGCUGGUUUACUUGCGGUGGAACAAUGCAUGCCUGAGGCACGAGCUGAUUAGAAUGCAUGAGCAACGACAUCAAGAGCGGACACAGGAAGGAGACCACGUCGAACUGGAAUUUGAAGGACGCGGGGGAAUGAUUAAAUAUGAGUCAGAGCAAGAAUUAGAAGAAUCUCCUUUGCCUGGCAAUGGUGCUGCUCAUAGCGAUGGAGCAAGUGGUGGUUGCUCCAGGAGAAGAAAAUUGAUUAAGAGGCUCAAGAGGUGGGUGGAAGGCAGCGAAAAGGCCAAGUUGAAGGCACAAGACAAAGGUAGGCCUUUUGUUUCAUACGGAACAGAGGAACAUCCGGUUCCGGCUAGACGGUCUUGCUCUAGUGCGUGAGCCAUGCAAACCACCCCUCAACAAACUUUGACCCUCGCAUCAAAAUGCGCAUACCGAACUUGGCGGUUGGGUUAGAAAGACCUCUAAUUUCGAGGGUUUUUCAUAUUUCCCCAGCAGAGACGUCAAUUUCCAAUUCACAAGAAUAAUGAAUAUCAUAUAUGGAUAUGUA
This is a messenger RNA of Neltuma alba, 2553 nucleotides long. RefSeq names its product protein CHUP1, chloroplastic-like. The transcript is spliced from 2 exons. NCBI's taxonomy places the organism in Eukaryota, Viridiplantae, Streptophyta, Magnoliopsida, Fabales, Fabaceae. Gene Ontology annotation, cellular component: cortical microtubule. The record is from RefSeq and is a predicted model, not a curated record. The coding region runs from base 1068 to 2384 and encodes 438 amino acids. Gene Ontology annotation, biological process: protein localization to cortical microtubule cytoskeleton.